UUUUUUUCCGGUAUGCCUGUAGACCUUUUGCCCCUAGCUGAAAAUUAUUCUUCGAUCAAGAUUUUAUUUAGCUUUAAAUCUACAAUUUCCAAUCAUUCCAAAAGAUAUUGAAGAAAUGAAGAUUUCUCGUUAUUUAAUUAAGCAAUUUUCUAACUGUGUUUUUGAAAAAGUUUGCUUGGAUACUGUUAUAUUUAAUUGUUAUUUUAAAUUGCAUCAAUUUAUAUUUAAUCCUCAAAUGCUUGAAGUAUUAUAUGAUGAAAAUAGAGAUAAAACAAAGAAUCCACUACCUUUACAGAUUCAUUCUCGAAAGGCUAAACUACGUAUUUACAAAAAUUACGAUCAUAAUAGUAUUUUAAAAUUUGCAUUUAAUCAUCUGAUUUCUAAUCAACUUAAAAUUCGGUUUGAGGAUGGCAUAAAAAUAGAGAAAUACCAGGAAGUUUUAUUGACAAUUUUGACAACUGGAGGAAAUCAAUUCGCUGAAGUUCGUUGUAAACAUCCCCAAUUAUCAGGACUUUCUGAACUUAUUAUAAAGCACAAAGAAACAUUAACUGAUACUUCGAACAUGGUUAAAGAAAUAAUAUUUGAAGACGCUUAUGGAAGUGAGAAGCGCAUACAUAGUUAA
This is a messenger RNA of Meloidogyne enterolobii, 622 nucleotides long. The record is from the annotation of a GenBank genome assembly. NCBI's taxonomy places the organism in Eukaryota, Metazoa, Nematoda, Chromadorea, Rhabditida, Meloidogynidae.